Molecule: messenger RNA, 8371 nt
Organism: Sarcophilus harrisii (Tasmanian devil)
Lineage: Eukaryota; Metazoa; Chordata; Mammalia; Dasyuromorphia; Dasyuridae
Gene: SLK
Product: STE20 like kinase
Exons: 19
Coding region: 45-3764 (1239 amino acids)
Biological process (GO): protein phosphorylation
Molecular function (GO): protein serine/threonine kinase activity; protein binding; ATP binding
Source: RefSeq, a predicted model, not a curated record
GGUUUUUAUUCUGUGACUGGAGGGAGCUUCGGCGGGCAGGGAAAAUGUCCUUUUUUAAUUUCCGCAAAAUCUUCAAAUUGGGCAGCGACAAGAAGAAGAAGCAGUACGAGCAUGUGAAGAGAGACCUGAACCCCGAGGAUUUUUGGGAAAUUAUAGGUGAAUUGGGGGACGGAGCCUUUGGGAAAGUGUUCAAGGCCCAGAAUAAAGAGACAAAUGUGUUAGCUGCUGCAAAAGUGAUUGACACUAAAUCUGAAGAAGAACUUGAAGAUUAUAUGGUUGAGAUUGAUAUUUUAGCAUCAUGUGAUCAUCCAAAUAUAGUCAAGCUGCUAGAUGCAUUCUAUUAUGAAAAUAAUCUUUGGAUCCUCAUUGAAUUUUGUGCAGGUGGUGCAGUAGAUGCUGUGAUGCUUGAGCUUGAGAGACCAUUAACAGAAUCCCAGAUACAAGUAGUUUGCAAGCAGACUUUAGAGGCAUUGAACUAUUUGCAUGAAAAUAAAAUUAUCCAUAGAGAUUUAAAAGCAGGCAACAUUCUUUUUACAUUGGAAGGAGACAUUAAAUUGGCGGAUUUUGGUGUAUCGGCUAAAAAUACAAGGACUAUACAAAGAAGAGAUUCUUUUAUUGGCACACCAUAUUGGAUGGCUCCGGAAGUGGUUAUGUGUGAAACAUCUAAAGAUAGACCCUAUGAUUAUAAAGCUGAUGUUUGGUCCUUGGGCAUCACUUUGAUAGAAAUGGCUCAGAUAGAACCUCCUCAUCAUGAGCUAAAUCCAAUGCGUGUACUGUUGAAAAUUGCAAAGUCUGAACCACCUACACUGGCACAACCAUCAAAAUGGUCUUCAAACUUUAAGGACUUCCUAAAGAAAUGUUUGGAAAAGAAUGUGGAUGCCAGGUGGAAUACUUCCCAGCUUCUCCAGCAUCCUUUUGUUACUGUGACUUCCAACAAACCCAUCCGAGAACUGAUUGCAGAGGCAAAGGCUGAAGUAACAGAAGAAGUUGAAGAUGGCAAAGAUGAUGAUGAUGAUGAAGAAACAGAGAAUUCUCUGCCUAUACCUGCUAAUAAGCGUGCCUCAUCUGACCUCAGUAUUGCCAGUUCAGAAGAAGAUAAACUUUCACAGAAUGCUUGUGUUCUGGAAUCUGUAUCAGAAAAAACUGAGCAUAGCACUAUUGGAGACAAACCUGAAAGUAAUGUUAUUAAUGAAAAAACUGUUGCUGACAAGCCUGAAAAAAUUGUUGAGAGAAAUAUUGACUACAUUGCUGAUGAUCAUCUUGAAAAUAUUGUUGAGCUCCAGAAUGGGACAGGAUUAAUUAAGGCAAAUAAGGCAGAAGAGAAAGAACUCAAGGUAGAAGAGAUAUUGGAAGUAGAAGAUCGUGUGAGUGAAGGAAAUGCAGUGAUAGAAAGAAAAGACAAUGAUCAACUUACAACCUCAGAAAUUGGUGCUGAUCUGAAACCUGAGGAGGAAAAGAAUCAGAAAAAGCAGCAGUUAUCUAAAAAUGAGAUUAAAACAAAUGAAAAAGACUCUGCUGAUCACAUAGCAGAAUUGGUUUCUGAAGAGACUGGAGAAAAAGAAGAAAAUAUAAGAGAGGCAAACAUUCAGGGAAGUGAAAGUGAAGUUAGGCUUAAAACCGAAGUACAAGAUAAAAUAGAGGAAACUGAAGUCAUUAAAGGUGAGGUGGGUGACACAGGCACAGUAGAAACAGGUGAAGUAGAAGAUCUAGGCUGCAACUCAGCUGGAAACAAUGCCAAGGAAGCUCAGAUUAAUGACAAAAAUGAAGUGAUUGAAUUAAGUGAAAAACUAAAACAAAUUAAACCUGAUCCUGAGGUUAGUGGUAUUAAGGAAACUCAGGAACAAAGGAUAGUUGAAACAAAUAUUACAGAUCAUAUGUCUGUAGAAGGUAUAUGUGUUAUGAACAGAAGUGAGGAACACUUAAUUAGUACUUCAGGGGACAUAGUGCUUAUUGGUGAUAAACCAGUAACAAGUGAAAUUGAAGAAAUUAAAGAAACAAGUAGCACUGAAGAAAUAUUGGUCCAAAACACAAUUCAUACUGGUGAAAAGUCAGUAGGAAGUAAAACUCAGGAUUCUCAUCAGCCUCUGCUAGACAUUGAACAAACAGAAUUUCCAAGUGAAAUACCAGUUAAAAUUGAACCUCAAGUUAUCAUAACUUCACAACCCAGUGAAACUCAACCAAUUAUACCCAGUAUUAAUAUUAACUCUCAAGAGACAGAAGAGAAAGGGGAAACAGGUACAUCAUCCCAAGCUGAAACCUCAGUACAUUUAGAACCUGAGAAUCAAAAGGAAAAUGACACUGAUUCAGGCACUGGCUCCACAGCUGAUAAUAGCAGCAUUGAUUUGAAUUUGUCCAUCACUAGUUUCCUAAGCAAAAACAAAGACACUGGAUCAAUAUCUUUACAAGAAACAAGAAGACAUAAGAAAACAUUGAAGAAAACAAGAAAAUUUGUUGUUGAUGGUGUAGAAGUGAGUGUGACAACUUCAAAAAUAGUUACAGAUAGUGAUUCAAAAACUGAAGAAUUGAGGUUUCUUCGACGUCAGGAGCUUCGAGAAUUAAGAUUUCUGCAGAAAGAGGAACAAAGAGCUCAGCAGCAGCUCAACAACAAAUUGCAGCAACAGCGGGAACAAAUUUUCAGACGUUUUGAACAAGAAAUGAUGAGUAAAAAGCGACAGUAUGACCAAGAGAUUGAAAAUCUAGAAAAACAACAGAAACAAACAAUAGAACGCCUAGAACAAGAACAUACAAAUCGCUUACGAGAUGAGGCCAAACGAAUCAAAGGAGAACAAGAGAAGGAACUGUCCAAAUUUCAGAAUAUGUUGAAAAACCGAAAAAAAGAGGUUAUAAAUGAAGUGGAGAAAGCACCCAAAGAGCUGAGAAAAGAGCUCAUGAAACGCAGGAAAGAGGAGCUUGCACAAACCCAGCAUGCUCAGGAACAAGAAUUUGUUCAGAAGCAACAACAGGAAUUAGAUGGAUCAUUGAAAAAGAUCAUCCAACAGCAGAAGGCAGAAUUAGCUAACAUUGAGCGAGAAUGUCUAAAUAAUAAACAGCAGCUCAUGAGAGCACGCGAAGCUGCUAUUUGGGAACUUGAGGAACGACAUUUACAAGAAAAACAUCAACUGCUUAAACAACAACUCAAGGAUCAGUAUUUCAUGCAAAGGCAUCAACUACUUAAGCGCCAUGAAAAGGAAACUGAACAAAUGCAGAGAUAUAAUCAACGGCUUAUUGAAGAAUUAAAAAACAGACAGACUCAAGAAAGAGCAAGACUACCUAAGAUCCAGCGUAGUGAAGCCAAGACUCGGAUGGCCAUGUUUAAGAAGAGUUUGAGAAUCAAUUCAACAGGCACUCCAGACCAGGACCGUGACAAAAUUAAACAGUUUGCUGCUCAAGAAGAAAAGAGACAAAAAAACGAAAGGAUGGCUCAGCAUCAAAAGCAUGAAAAUCAGAUGCGGGACCUUCAGUUGCAGUGUGAAGCUAAUGUCCGAGAACUACAUCAACUACAGAAUGAAAAAUGUCAUCUAUUGGUUGAACAUGAGACUCAGAAACUAAAGGAAUUAGAUGAAGAGCAUGGUCAAGAACUAAAGGAGUGGAGAGAAAAAUUGAGACCCAGGAAAAAGACACUGGAGGAAGAAUUUGCAAGGAAGCUUCAAGAACAAGAAGUAUUCUUUAAAAUGACUGGGGAGUCUGAAUGCCUUAACCCUUCAACUCAGAGUCGCAUCUCCAAAUUCUAUCCAAUUCCUAGCCUGCACUCCACUGGAUCAUAACUCCAGAAAGUGUGAUUGGGAUUGGUCUUUGUUUUUUUUUAAAUUUGCUUCUCUUCAUCAUUUGCCACACUAAGAUCUACAACUUACAUCCAAGAAUUCAUGAAGACAAUCAUCUGUACCACUGUUUAAGUGGGCUUUUUUUGUUUGCUUUUUUCAGAAUAUAAUGGCAGAGGUGGAGAAGGUAACUAGGGCAGACACUGAUUGCUCUGUGGUGCAGUGUGGUGUCUUAGUUAUUUCUUAAGAUGUUUUUUUAUGUUAGACUAAAAAACAUCUUUAUCAUUUAGACAUUAAAUUACUCAUAAAAGUGUUAGAGAAAUAAUGUUUGAAGUUGCAGAAAAGUUGUAACACAAAACAUUGUUCAUUAAUAUCUUUUUUAACUGAACUUAGUUCUCCAUGAUGACUAAAUUCCACAGUUGAAACUCUACUAUCUAGAGUUUGGGAUUUCUUGUGGUGAAUCAGUUUUCAUAAAAAAGGACAUAUAAACAACUCAGUAUGUUUGUUUAAUGAAAGAAUUUAUUAUGUUUUUAAUUGUUAAAUUCAGUAACAAACCCUUUCAAAAGACAAACAUUUUUCAGCAAUUGGUCUGAAAUAACCAUAUUAUAGGUAUUCCAUCUAAUAAAUGAAGGUGCUUUCAUUGAUAUAGUGCCUGAAAUAUGUAAAUUUGUUCACUUCUAAAAUAGGAUUUUCUUUUCUGGUUGGGGGAGGAGAGAGAAAAAUAACCUUAGCAUUAAUAUUACUGUUUCAAAAAUCUUGCUGCUACUACUAUUUGUCAGAAAUUCUCACUCAAAAAUAUUUUGCACUAAAAUAUAUAAAGGUGAAAAAAACCUAAGAGUUCAUUAUUCUUACAAAUCUGGAAGUUCUGCAAACUAAAAUGAGUAUAUAAUUUUAGUAGUCACAGCUUAAUUUAAUAGGGACAGCCCAUUUUCUUUAAUAUAUUUGGGCUAAUUAAAAUGGCUUCUCCCUCAACUUAACCAAAGUCUUCAUUUAAAACUCAGAGAUCCUGAAUUAUAUUUUUAAUCAGAGGGAUCAAAAUUAAUCUAAAAAGAAAUAUUUGAAGACUUUCAGAAUACUCAAAAAGAUUUAAGUUAAAUAUUUAGACCAUUGUUUUUAGAAAUUUUUUUGUGUGUUUUGAAAUUUGGUUGCUUACAUGUUAAAAUUUAUUUUGUUUUAAGUUGAUAGAUGUAUUUUAAAUUAUUUACUUUGAUUUGCAGUGGAUGAAGUCAAACUUUUAUCAUGUAAUUUGUGAUAAGUAUAGCUAUUAAAGAACUUUUCAGAGUCAGUUUUAUUGAGGGUUAGAAUUUUAAGUAUGAAUCAUAUCAUGACAGUAUUCUAAACUGUACCAUGGUAUGUGAAAGACAAGUAUGUAUAUGGUAUUUGUUUUCUGUCAUUUUGAAACCCACUAUCUUGAUACUCAAUAUUAAAAAAAACAACAACCCAUUUUCUAUCUUGCUGGCUUGUAUUACAUAGGAGGCUGGUGAAACUCCUAAGAGUGUAAUUCCCUUUAAACACUGUUGAGUUAAGGAAAAGAAAUGUAAAUAACAAUUUCAUUCUCUUGUACUUGAUUGAAAACUUUUGGAUGCCGAAGCUUACUCUGUCAGUUGUUUAAAUGAUUGAAAAAUGCAUGAUAAAUUUUAAUUUUGUAAUUAAUGUUUUUGAUAAGCAUAAUUUACUUGGACUACUUUAUAGUUAGCCUUAAUUUCUGGCCAAGUUUUUUUUUUUUUAAGUACAUAUAUACAUAUAUAUAUAUAUAUAUAAGUAUAUAAAUAUAUCAUGUACUGGUUGUAAAUUCACACAUCAUCUUCACUCAAAUGUGUUAUGUAUGGAAAACUCUUUUAAAAAUAGCUUAUUCUCAAAUGCUGAGAUGAAAAAUGUUUUGGAAGGGCUUUUAAGCUACAUCUUUAUAAAAAUAAUUAAUAUUCAGUAAGAAAACGGAAAUGGUUUAUAUUGUUAACAUAAAAAUAUUAUAGUAUCAUGACGCCCAAUGUAUUCACUGAUUUAUUUGAAUUGGGGAUGAUGGUAAGAGGUAGAGGAAGAAAACAGAUGUUCAUAUACUUUUCCUUGGAAGUAUCAGUUCACUGAACUUUUGUUUUAGUCUUAGUACAGGACAUUGGGAAUCUCAUUCUUUAAUUGAUAGUUCAUGUGUGCUAAGUAUGUUGGGAACUUUUCCUCCAAAUAUUUGAUAUAUUCCCUUGAAGUUCUGUGUUCAUAUUGCUGAAAAAGGAGAUGGUUGACACCUUAGGUAAGUUUGGUUGUUAGAAAGCACAAUUCUGAUUGUAACACUCUUACUUUGCAUCUUCCUUUCUACUAAAUUCAAUGUUCCAGAGUGAACUCUGCCUUAAAGAAUGACCAUUUUCCACAAUUUAGGGAAAGAAUGGAGAAUUACAUAUUGGAAUCAAAUGUUAAUUUCAAAGUGAAAACUGAUAAAGGUCCUUUUAAAAAUCUUUUGUUAUGUAAAAUUAUAAUUGAGCACUUGUCUUCUCACCCACUGUUAGAGUUUAGCCGGGAAAGUUCAGUUUUUCAUUCAAAUAAAAGAUAGGGUUUUUGUUUGCCCCUUUUUUUUUUUUUUUUUUUUUUUGGGGGGGGGGGUGAGGCACUUGGGAUUAAGUAACUUGCCCAGGGUAACAAAGUGUUAACUGUCUGAGGCCAAAGAUGAGGAUAUUUUUUCCUGUGAGGAAAGGAAUUCUCUGAAGCCUCAGUGUAUAGUCAUAACUAUUCUUGGCUUGUUUUCUAUGAUGCUCUGGUAAAACAGAUGAUGAAACUCAUUAAAGAGAGUCUUAUUGAAACAUCCUUCAGGUUUUUCCUGUGUCACAGAAACACACUCCUAAUGUUCUUAGGUAUAACUCAGAAAGCUAGUUGUGCCAGAUGUUGCCUAGCCUUUUAGAUCCAUAAGUAGGAUGCAAAUUGCUAAAUUAAGUUACGCUCAUGUGAAUUUGUGAAUAAGCUUUUUCUGACCCUUUUCUGUGGUGUCAGGGGAGUCCACAGGUUGGGUAAACAGAAAAUUCAGCUUGCUUCCAUUCAGCUGAUUAUGAUGAUCUCCCUGAAACCUUAUUGACAGGUUAAGCUGAAAUUUAAUUAAACACAAACCAGAACCACAGCUACCUCUAAGAAGUAGUGUUUUCCUUAAGCACAAAAACGCUCAGGCAUAUUAGGCCCAUUUCAUUGCGGGGUCUCCAAUUUUAUAAGUAUCAGCAAGUUUUAAACUGCCUUUUAUAAUCUCCCAAACCCACUUUCGCUAAUAGCUCUCUCCCAGACCAUACAGUGCUUAGUAGAGAAGGUUCUUCUGAAAGAGUCAAAUACAGAUUAUUGGUAGAUAAGCAUAUGCUUAAAGGAAAAUCUAGAACUGAGAGGGGAAGAUGGUUCUAGUUCUAAGAGUAGAAAUCAGCUCCUUUCAGGAAAAAGAAACUUUACAGGAAGUGGAAUCAUGUCUUAUGAAAAUUAUUUCUGAUCAAGGCCCAACAACCUAAUAACCACGUGUCUUGUUGCCAUGGUUGCAGUGGUUUUGCUCUAGCUUUAAAGUUCUGCUCUUGAGCUUGAGGCAGAAUACCUUGUCGGUUUCAAUGUUGGCUGCAACUGUAGUGAUGCUGUUCUGACUUGCAAUGUCAUGGCUCCUCAAGUUUUUCAGAAAGAACUCUUGUUUCAGUUUGUGCCUCUUGUCUACUGGAGAGCAAAUGUUUUUGCAGUUGUGGGAUUGACACACUAAAAUAAAGUCAUUUCUUAAAACUAUUUUGGGGAAGUAGUGUUUUGUUAAAUAGAUUAUCCUAUUUAAGACUGGCUGCUUUAUUCUUUUUUUUCCAACUAUUGAUGAUCUUAUGGCCCAGUGAGUUUUUUCCUCCUCUUCAAGUUUUUUUUCCUUCUGCCCAUUGGCUUUCCUGUGCAUCAUGUCUCUGCCUUUUUGUGGCUAGCACUAAACCUUUCCUGUGCCUGUUAAGUCUGUGUGUUUAUAAGCAUGUGCAUUCACACUUACACAUACACAAAGAAGCUGUAUGGCUUUUCUUGGUAAGUUGGGAUAUCACAGAUUCUCAGAUUAUUAGAGCUAGAACCAAGGGAUCUUAGAUAGUCUAGUCCUGUCUCUUUAACUUAAGACCUUUAGAGAUGAAUCAGCAGUCAAUAAACAUUAUGUUUCAAAGUGAUAUGUGACUUGGACCAGGUCUCAGAAGUAAUUAAGUGGCAAAAUUGGCUCUUGAACCUAGAGUUGUUGCCUCCCAUUCCUUUCUCCUUUUCUGAUGUGCUAUAUAAUUCAAAGGAUCUAUUUUUCUUAAGGGAUACUUUAAAAGAAGAGAAAAAAGUCAUAUAUAACUGUAUGGAGUUUUUAUGUUUUUAAAGUAUUCUUUUUUUUUUUUUCAGAAUUGAGAUCUUUUGUCUUUGAUGAUGAUUUGAGAUCAAAAUUGAAUUUUAGGUGCUUAGAAGAGAAUACUUUGGGAAUAUUCUGUUAUAACAAAUUUAGUAGUUAGGGAAAAUGUUAGUAUAAUAAAACAAGGUAAAAAUUGUCAGGUCAUGUUAGGUAAAGGAAAUUGACUCAGUUUGUUGGUAAAGAUCACAAAAUUUUGUGGUAUUUGGAAAGGCUGAAGUGUAUCUUAUCUGGAAAUAAAGCUUGCUUUCACAAAAAA